UUGGUCGUCGAUGUUGCCUGUUUGUUAUAUGUGAAAGACGACAUUUUUUUUUUGUUUUGACGUCGGUUGCAGUGUUUAGUGUCUACCCUCGUUCGACGAUCUAGUGACUCCAAACGUCCAACAGCCGGCCUGUCAAAUAUAGGCGAUGGUGGACACCCGUGUCAUGUGCAGUAGCCGUUUCCAACGUAAAUGCAAUUGCUACCCGCAGAGCCACAAAGUAUCAAAGGGCGCUAAUGAAGUGCCAGCCACACAUCAAAACGACCGCGACCGUCCAUUGCAGACGACAGUAUUGAACCGACAGCAAUUGUACGAACAACAGCAGACUAAACUAAGUAAUAAUAGUAAUAAUAUCAUGUUCUGGUACGUCUUGAUCAUCCUUUUGGGUGCCGGUUCGACUCGGGAAGCGUUUGCCACCAAGUCGAAUAUGAUGGUUGGAACAUGCGAGACACUUCCGUCAACUAUUCACAUAACAAAAGAGGAGUACACCGAUGCAGGGAUUCUAUCCAGGACUUGCGAAGGCGAUGUAAGCGUCGCUAAAUGCGAAGGAUCUUGUUCAUCACAAGUCCAGCCUUCCGUUGUUCACCCUUCUGGAUUUUUAAAGGAAUGUAUGUGUUGCCGUGAGUCGUUUCUGAGGGAGCGAGUCGUAACCCUAAGCCAUUGCUACGAUAGUAAUGGCAACCGCUUAACCGGAAAGAAUUCUUCGUUAGAUGUCAAAAUGCGUGAACCCGCCGACUGUAAAUGUUUUCGAUGCGGUGAUUCAAUGGAGUAAACAUGAACAUCGCAUUCAAAGUUGUUUUCAGUACGGUUUUUCCUCAGUUUUAUGGAUGUCUGUAAACGUUUUAUGUGUAUUUAACAAUCGAUAAUGAUAACGCUAUGCCCUGAAUAAAUACACACCUCUAAAUGAAC
Daphnia carinata is the source of this 906-nucleotide messenger RNA. It is a transcript of the gene Pburs, whose product is annotated as partner of bursicon-like. The record is from RefSeq and is a predicted model, not a curated record. Bases 146 to 769 code for a protein of 207 amino acids. Gene Ontology annotation, biological process: G protein-coupled receptor signaling pathway. The transcript is spliced from 4 exons. Gene Ontology annotation, cellular component: extracellular region; bursicon neuropeptide hormone complex. Gene Ontology annotation, molecular function: G protein-coupled receptor binding; neuropeptide hormone activity. Lineage: Eukaryota; Metazoa; Arthropoda; Branchiopoda; Diplostraca; Daphniidae.